Molecule: messenger RNA, 1290 nt
Organism: Necator americanus (New World hookworm)
Lineage: Eukaryota; Metazoa; Nematoda; Chromadorea; Rhabditida; Ancylostomatidae
Exons: 12
Coding region: 1-1290 (429 amino acids)
Source: RefSeq, a predicted model, not a curated record
AUGGUACUUUUAGAAAUACUGAUUCCUGUUUUUAAGACUCUUUUCCUUGCAAGUCUGCAGCUCUACAACAACGCAGUCACUUCAGCUGCAGGCUUUAAAUGUCAAAACUCGCUAAUUUCUGACCAAUGGAGGAAAGGAAUUCUGGAACUUAUCAAUGGUUUUCGUCGAACAGUAGCGAAAGGACAGCAACUAGGUAAAGAUGGCGCGAAACUGCCGAGCGCUAAAAAAAUGAAUCAACUGACAUGGGAUUGCAAUAUAGAAGCAGAAGCACAGGCUGCUGCUGCGACUUGCCCUACUUCAUUGACAACUGCACAAUUACCCACGUUCCAAGACACCGCCUAUAAACUCGGAUAUAUAACUGCGACGAAAACAAUUAAAGCUAACAGCUGUGACGCUACCAAAACAGCAAAAGAUUUGCUGACUGAACAAUGGAACACCGCAGUUGCAAACCAGCCGGAUGAGAACGUAAUAAAGGGCGAGAAAGUGUUUUCUCAGCUUGCCAACGAGGAAAUGGAUGCAUUCGCAUGCACAUACCAAAUUUGCCAUUUUAAUCAUUUUCGGCCAGCCGCUGCAGGUGCCCCAGUUUAUGAGAAGGAAACCGGCACUAAAUACUGCACUGAUCGAGACUGCAAGUGCGUAGAUGCUCUUUGCCAAAAAAGAGUCAAACCAGCAGUUUUCAAGAGCACAUCAUUUUGCGGUACCAAGGCCUGUACAGGUAAAUUUUCGGACACUUUCAGACGUACUGCACUGGAAAUGCACAACUACUACAGACGCCUCCUUGCUACAGGAUGGGCGAAAUCUGGAGAAAACUAUGCAAAACCAGCCACAAAAAUGAUUGAACUGCAAUAUGACAAGGCUCUUGAAGACAAGGCUAUAGCGAAGAUUAAGAACUGCGCCUCAAGUUUAAACAGUGAUGUCGGAGCAAACUUCUGGAGCAAAGAUGUCACCGCAACCAGCAAUAUUGGUGAAGACGGCAUUGAAAAAGCGGUGGCUAGUUGGUGGAAGUCUUUUGAAAACAAGGGCUUCGGAGACGACCGCAAGAAUAAAAAGAGUGUCAUAUCCGCAGCAAACAUAGCAUAUGAUGGAGCCACCAAGGUUGGUUGUGCUAUAGAUGUUGGAGAUGCUUGUCUGAAACUCGGAAAACUAUACAUUAUGUGCAUGUACGACAAUUCACCUGAUGUUGGUGAUGUCAUCUACGAAGCUGGGAAUAAAGCGUGUGCGAAGUGCGGUAGCACCGGUACCACUCCGGUGUGCUCCCCGAUAGGUGGAUUGUGCGUCGCAGCAUCCUGA